Messenger RNA from Chelmon rostratus (copperband butterflyfish), 5313 nucleotides. Its product is annotated as rapamycin-insensitive companion of mTOR-like. Bases 5 to 5203 code for a protein of 1732 amino acids. The record is from RefSeq and is a predicted model, not a curated record. The transcript has 37 exons. Gene Ontology annotation, molecular function: protein serine/threonine kinase activator activity. Gene Ontology annotation, biological process: positive regulation of phosphatidylinositol 3-kinase/protein kinase B signal transduction; TORC2 signaling. Lineage: Eukaryota; Metazoa; Chordata; Actinopteri; Chaetodontiformes; Chaetodontidae. Gene Ontology annotation, cellular component: TORC2 complex.
AAACAUGGCGGCCAGCUUCCGCGGCCGUCCUAUCCGGAGUCUUCGGAUGCGAGGUCGGAAUGACAGCGGGGAAGAGAACGUACCGCUGGAUCUGACCAGAGAACCAUCAGAAAACUUCCGUGAAAUCCUUCAAAAUGUGGCCAAACCACACGGAGUCAGUAACAUGCGAAAAUUGGGCCACCUGAACAACUUCAUAAAGCUGUUAUGCAGCAUUAACCACCGCGAGGAAAACUUUGGGUUUACGUACGAAGAAAUCAUCGUUUGUCUGCGACUAGCUCUUCUGAAUGAGGCCAAGGAAGUGCGUGCUGCAGGGUUGCGGUCGCUCCGCUACCUCAUUAGAGACACCACUGUGCUGCAGAAGGUCCUCAGACUGCAGGUGGACUAUUUGGUAGCCAGAUGCAUUGACAUCCAGCAGAGCAAUGAGGGCGAGAGGACUCAGGCCCUGAGACUAGUCCGAAAGAUUAUCACAGUCAAUGCGAUGCUGUUCCCCACCUCCAUUGCGAACUCUCUAAUUGCUGUGGGCACCGAUGGACUACAGGAGAGAGACCGCAUGGUCCGAGCUGCCAUCGCCAUCGUGUGUGAGCUAGCCCUGAAGAACCCGGAGGUGGUGGCCAAACGGGGAGGCCUCAGCACCAUCCUGAAGAGUGUGAUUGACUGUCAGCUGAGUCGCAUCAACGAAGCUCUCAUCACCACCGUCCUCCAUCUACUCAACCACCCACGUACCCGUCAGUACGUGCGUGUUGACGUGGAACUGGAGCAAAUCCUCGCGCCUUUCACAGAUUUUCACUACCGUCACAACGCAGACACGGCUGAAGGGCAACUCAAGGAGGACAGAGAGUCCCGUUUCUUGUCCAGUAGAAUGGCUAUAGUGGCGGCCUUUCGCUCCUGGUCUGGGAUUAUCAACCUAUGCAAGGCUGGAAAUUCUGGAAUCCAGUCUUUAAUUGGCUUACUCUGCAUACCAAAUAUGGAAGUUAGGAAAGGCCUGUUGGAGGUGUUAUAUGAGAUAUUCCGGCUCCCUGUGCCCAUUGUUACUCAAGACUUCACGGAAGGUCUUCUAAGUGUUGACCCCGCCAGGUUCCAGGACACCUGGAGGCUGUCUGACGGGUUUGUUGCUGCUGAGGCCAAAGUCAUCCUUCCACAUCGGGCCCGCUCGAGGCCUGAUCUGAUGGACAACUACCUGGCUUUUGUUCUGUCUGCCUUCAUCACCAGCGGGCUGUUAGAGGGCCUCGUUGAAGUUGUGACCAGUAGCGAUGAUCAGCUGGCUGUCAGAGCCACCAUCCUCUUGGGAGAGCUUCUACACAUGGCAAACACCAUCCUUCCUCAUUCCCACAGCCACCACCUGCACUGCCUUCCCACCCUCAUCAACAUGGCAGCCUCCUUUGACAUCCCACAGCAGAAACGACUUCGUGCAAGCGCAGCAGUCAACAAUCUGAAGCGUUUCCACGAGAAGAAGAAGAAAGGCUUGAAACCACACAGUCUUUACUUAGACCACAUCAUCCGCAAGUCUGUGUCUUCACACAACCGCAGAGAGUCGCACUCGCGUGUCCACAGGGACAUCUACGUCAUUAAGGACACAGAAGAAGCACUGAUGAUGAACCUGAGAGACAGUCAUAUUCUCAACCACAAGCAGAACCUGGAGUGGAACUGGUUGCUUAUUGCCACAAUCCUUAAGUGGCCAAAUGUAAACCUCAGGAACAACAAAGAUGAACAGAUGCACAAGUUUGUGCGCAGGCUGCUGUACUUCUAUAAGCCCAGUAGUAAGCUGUAUGCAGGGCUGGCGUUGGAUCACUCGAAGGCCAGACAGCUCACUGUGGUCGGCUGUCAGUUCGUGGAGUUCCUCAUGGACUCAGAUGAGGAUGGCCAAGGCUACCUGGAGGACUUGGUGAGGGACAUGGUGUUAUGGCUGUCCUCGUCCUCGGGGCUGAAGCCUGAGCGCUGUCUGCAGAGCAACGGCCUGCUCACCACGCUCAGCCAACACUACUUCCUCUUCCUGGGGACGCUCUCGGCACACCCGCAGGGAGUCAAACUGCUGGAGAAAUGCGGCCUGUUUCAGUGCCUGCUGAAUCUGUGCUCUGUGAAGAACCAGGAUGCCGUGCUGAAACUUGCUGUAUCCACACUGGACUACAGCAGAGACGGUCUGGCCAGAGUGAUCCUCUCCAAGAUCCUCACUGCUGCUACUGAUCCGUGCAGGUUGUACGCCACAAAACACCUCCGGGUGCUGCUCCGUGCGAGCGUGGAGUUCUUCAGCAGCUGGGGUAUGGAGCUGCUGGUCACGCAGCUCCACGACCACAGCAAGGCUGUGUCCAUGGAGGCCCUGGACAUACUGGACGAGGCCUGCGAGGACAAGGCCAACCUCCACGCUCUAAUCCAGCUGAAACCAGCUCUGUCCCACCUGGGAGACAAGGGCCUCCUGCUGCUCCUCAGGUUCCUGUCCAUUCCUAAAGGUUUCUCCUACCUCAAUGAGAGGGGCUAUGUCAGCAAACAGCUGGAUAAAUGGCAGAAGGAAUACAACCUUAAGUAUGUGGACCUGAUAGAGGAGCAGCUCAACGAAGCACUAACAACUUACCGCAAACCCGUCGAUGGAGACAACUACGUCAGACGCAGCAACCAAAGGUUACAGAGACCAAAUGUCUAUCUCCCUGUGCACUUGUAUGGUCAGCUGGUCCACGAUAAGACGGGCUGUCACCUAUUGGAGGCUCAGAGUGUGGUUCCUGACCUCAGCUACACGGUUCGCUCCCCGAUGCUGGACACCUGGGAGGGCAUUAAACAGCUGAAGGCUGCUCUCUGGGCUCUGGGCAACAUCGGCUCUUCAAACUGGGGUCUGAAUCUCCUGCAGGAGGAAAACGUCAUUCCUGACAUCCUGGCGUUGGCUCAGCACUGUGAGGUGCUGUCAGUACGAGGGACAUGCGUUUAUGUGCUGGGUGUGAUCUCCAAGACCAGGCAGGGCUGCGAGGUGCUGAAGCAGUAUGGUUGGGAUGCAGUGAGGCACAGUCGCAGGACGCUGUGGCCCGUCACUCCAGAAGAGGUCGACGCACAGCUGACCUCUGAACUGUCCUCGGUGCCGAGCACGCUCAGUCUGAACUCUGAAUCCACCAGCUCGCGCCACAACAGCGAGAGCGAGUCUCAGCCGAACAUGUACAUCCUGGAUGAUGACAAGUGUGACGUUCUGGACCAGUCAGACGAGCCCUCUUUCUAUCUGCACUCCAAACCAGUCAAGGACCGCAGCCCCUUCACCAUCCUGGCCUCCACACGCUUUGUUCGCACUCGCUUCCUCAACUCCCUGUCCCUCCCCAGCAAGAAGCUGCGCUCCACCAGCGACCCCAAGACCCCGUCAGGCUCUCGGACCCCUACUGAACUCAAGACGGGUAGUAUGAGGCGGAACAGGACAGUGACGGAGCCCUCAGUGUAUAGCCCGAACCAGGGGGACGUCUUCACCUCUGUGUUUAAUGGCAGAGGAAUGCCGAAGAGUCCCACGGUCAGCCUGGAGACGUCCUUUGUCGGGACCAGGGGGGGCUCUGAGGAGCAGCUCGUGGAUGGCAGGCUGGCCAGGGGAGGAGGCUCAGGCCUCGGACUCAGUGGUCUCGGAGGGCACGGGGCCGCGGAGCACCCCAGCCGGGAGAGGGAGCAGAGCAGCCGAGAGCGUCUAGCGGGCGGAGAUGGCGGUUCUUCUUCGAGUGGAGGCAACGUGGGAGGGGGCGUAGGAGGCGGCGGAGGUACUCAGUUUAAAAGCCGCAGUCAGAGCUUUAACACGGACACCACAACCAGCGGCAUCAGCUCCAUGAGCUCCAGUCCCUCCAGGGAGACCGUCGGAAACCCCGAGCAUCCCGAACCCGAGCCGGACUCCUCUGACUGUGUGAGCCUGAACACAGUGGUGUCAGCCAAGACUGUCAAAACGCUGUCCUCCCUCACCCCCCAGGCUCAAACCAACCACAUGUCCACGUCCAAGUCCUCCACUGUCUCUCUGGUACCGCCCGGCUCCUCGCACACCCUCCCCCGCCGAGCUCAGUCUCUCAAGUCUCCCUCAGUGACCACCAUCAAGAGCCUGGCUGACUGCAGCUUCAUGUACACGAGCCCGCGGGACGCGCUGGGCUACGCUACACUGAAGAGGCUGCAGCAGCAGAGGAUACACCCGUCUUUGUCUCACAGCGAAGCGCUGGCUUCACCAGCCAAAGACGUGCUGUUCACGGACACCAUCACUAUGAAGACCGGCAGCCUGGACUCCAGACUGACGCCUCGCAGGUUUCUGAAGGCUCUGAGCUUUGCCUCUCUGGAUAAAGAGGAACUGCUCAGUCCCAUCAACCAAAGCACCUUGCACCGCUGCUCUUCAGUGCGCUCAAUGGUCUCUAGCGCCACCUACGGGUGUAACGACGACUACAUUGGCCUAGCGCUGCCCAUGGACAUCAACGAUAUGUUCCACAUCAGAGACUCCGCCUACUUUCAGCAGAGGAUCAGCCCGCCGUCCGAGGAGCGGAAACGCUUCCUGUUUGGUGACGGAGACGGUGAUCGCCCUGCUCUCCCAAUACUGAAGCAGCAGUUCAGUAUCUCUGAGCUGAUCGCGUCCCGAGGCGACGGCCAGAACCACGCGGUGGGCUCAGAAGAGACGGGCCUGCAGGAUCACUGCGACGAAAACUGCCUCUACUGUGUAGGAGCCACCGUCCUCGGGUACCAGACACAGCCACAGAUCAACAGCACAGACCCUCGGACAGACUAUGUCGACUUCCCGUCGUGGGGAGGACAGAGCGGCCAUCGUCUGGAGGUGAUGCCUCAGUCCAAGUUCUCUGGAGUGUCGGGCUGCAGCGACGCCGCCGUGUCACAGGGCUCCAUCUGUAGCACGCCCACACCUGGUGACAUCGUCAUAGGGGGCAAGGCGAUUUCAGAAGACGGCCCCGCCUCGCGAGUCUUGCUGAGGAAGGAGGUGCUCCGCCUCAUCAUCAACCUCAGCUCCUCUGUAGGAACCAAAGGCCAUGAAACAGGACUACUGACGAUAAAGGAGAAGUUCCCCUACGCGUUCGACGAUAUCUGCCUGUACUCCGAGGUUUCUCACCUCUUAGCCCACUGCAUGUUUCGCCUGACUUCAAGACGAUUCAUACAGGAACUGUUCCAGGACGUGCAAUUCAUGCCAAUGUAUGAGGAAGCAGAGGCAAUCCUGACAAAGCUACCAAAACCUGUUGAAGAGGAUGUUGACCCCCCUUCAGAGUCCUGAUCGUCCUCCCCCUCAGCCCCGGUCCUGCCACCCUACGAACAUGGAGAGAAAGACCGAGAGAAUAUGAGAUAUGGCUCUGAGGAUGGGGGGGCGUCUGGCAUGUUUCUGUU